AUGGGAGACCAAGAGGCGGAGUGGCUAAGCAAGAAGGCGGGCGGGUCGUCGCCGCCACCGGCCAUGGGGUCCGACAGCCUGACGGCAUUCGCCCUCCGCCUAGCCAAAAAGCUCGCCGAGGGAGACGACACCAGGGGCAGCAACAUCGCCUUCUCGCCGCUGUCCCUCUACACCACGCUGGGCCUGGUGGCCGCCGGAGCCCGCAACAGAACCCUGGAUGAGCUCCUAGCCCUUCUCGGCGCCGCAUCGCCCGACGAGCUCGCCGGAUUCGUGCGCGGCCUCCCCGCCGACCCGUCCGGCUCCGGUGGGCCGGUCAUCACCUAUGCCUACGGUGUGUUUCACCAGAAACAUAUGGAGCUCACGCCGGACUUCCUCCACACCGCCACCGAGUCCUACAACGCCGAGAUACGCGCCGUCGACUUCGCUGAGGAAGAGGUCAGGGAGGAGACCAGGAAGGAGAUCAACCAGUGGGCGGUCGCGGUGACGAACAAUCUCAUCUCGGAGAUCCUGCCGGAGGGUUCAUUGACCGACCUCUCGAGGUUCGUGCUCACCAACGCCAUCUACUUCAAGGGCGUGUGGGAGACCGGCUUUCCCAAGAGUCACACCGAGGAACACAAGUUCCACCGCCUUGAUGGUGCCGACCCCGUCAACGUCCCCUUCAUGACCCUGCCGGGAACAUGCGAGCUCUUCGUCUCAUACAAUGAAGGCUUCAAGGUGCUCAAGCUCCCCUACAAGGCUGGUGAGGAUGCCAUGUCGCGGUAUUCUAUGUGUGUCUUCCUCCCGGACGAGGACAACGGGCUGCACGCCAUGCUCAGCACUCUUGAGGAGGUGGGCGGCUCUCUGCUCGACCACGUGCCGAAGCACCGAAGGAGAGUGAGGGAGCUUAUGCUGCCCAAGUUCAAGAUGUCAUUCUUCUGUCGUCUCGCCCAAGUCCUUCGAGGCCUAGGGCUUCGGGAGGCGUUCACCGAGGAGGCCGCCGACCUGUCCGGCAUCGUGGAAAAGAGCGUCUGCGACGUGCGCUUGGACGAGGUGUUCCACAAGGCGGUCAUCGAGGUGAACGAGGAGGGCACCGUGGCGGCUGCCUGCGCCGCCGUCAUCAGCCGCAAGAAGAAAAGUGCAAUGAGGUUGGAGUUCAUCGCCGACCACCCGUUUGCGUUUUAUAUCGUGCAGGAGGUCUCAGGGGCCGUGGUCUUUGCCGGUCAUGUACUGGACCCUUCUAGCUCACAGUAA
Triticum aestivum (bread wheat) is the source of this 1230-nucleotide messenger RNA. Its product is annotated as serpin-Z2A-like. The record is from RefSeq and is a predicted model, not a curated record. Gene Ontology annotation, molecular function: serine-type endopeptidase inhibitor activity. Lineage: Eukaryota; Viridiplantae; Streptophyta; Magnoliopsida; Poales; Poaceae. Bases 1 to 1230 code for a protein of 409 amino acids. The transcript has 2 exons.